Molecule: messenger RNA, 661 nt
Organism: Exaiptasia diaphana
Lineage: Eukaryota; Metazoa; Cnidaria; Anthozoa; Actiniaria; Aiptasiidae
Exons: 1
Biological process (GO): transmembrane transport
Cellular component (GO): membrane
Molecular function (GO): transmembrane transporter activity
Source: RefSeq, a predicted model, not a curated record
AUGGUGGUCGCCCCGAUCCUGAACGGUAUCGGCGAAGAGCUUUCCAUCAGGACGGCACGCCUGGCAGAUUUAUUGACCGUUUAUCCCGCCGUGGUCGGUAUCUUCGCGCUCGUCGCCGGCCCGAUCUCCGAUCGCGUAGGCCGGCGACGCGUCCUGAUCUGGGGAAGCGGCAUCAUGACCGGUGCGCUCCUCCUGCACGGCAUUGCCUGGGACUACUGGAGCCUCAUGUCGUUCCGGGCGAUGGCAGGUGUCGGCGGCGGCGUGCUGAGCGGCGCAGCCGUGGCCCUAGUUGGGGACUUCUUCCCAAGCAAGAAGAGGGGUUGGGCCAACGGUUGGAUGAUGACCGGACUCGCUGUGGGUCAGAUCGUCGGCAUCCCAGCGGGCACGUUGCUUGCCGGCGCGUUCGGCUUCCGCAUGCCCUUCAUGGUGUUGGCCGGGGUGAGCGCGCUGGCGGUCCUGAGCGUCGUGCUUUGGGUUCCCUUCAUCGAUCCCGCCGGUGAGAGACUCUCCCUCGGCUCAGCCAUUCGCGGGUACGGCGCCCUGCUCAAGCGGUCCGACGCGGCCAUCGCCAGCCUCGCCUUCGUCGCCGUGUGCUUCAGCAUCGCCAGCUUCGUGUCCUAUCUGCCCGCGUGGCUUGAGACGGAUUUCGGAUUCACGCCCA